UUCUUGGGCUGACUCUGGCAGCAGUUCCGUUAGUGUUUUUGUGUAUAUGUGGAUCUGUAAUUUUGGUUCAACUUCGUUAGAUCAACCAGAAAAAAAAUGAGCGAUCGAAGAGGAGAAGAAGUGACUUCAUCCUUCAACUGGUCAACAGUUAUAAACCAGAACAAAGCCAACGGUUCGACUAACUGUGUAUGGAACGACACCUCAGCCCACCCCUUCUUCUUGGUGGUCUACAGUCUGGUGUUCCUGGUGGGUCUCCUCCUUAACGGCUUCAUGAUGUUUUACUUCUGCCGAGCUCAGCAGAAGCCGUCCAGCAGCAUGAUGAUCUACCUGAAGAACUUGGUAGCUGCUGACUUCCUGCUCUGCCUCAGUCUCCCCAUCCGCAUCACCAACUAUGCCACCAGCUCUGCCACCUUCCACCAAGUUGACUGCAACUUUGGCGCCUCCGUCCUAAUCCUCAACAUGUACGCCAGCAUCAUGUUCAUGGGCUACAUAGCCGCUAACAGGUAUCUGAAGGUAGUCCAACCUUUAGGAACUCACAUCCUUCAGUCAGUGCGGGUUGCUCACAUCAUCUCCACGGUAACCUGGGUUUUCCUCCUGGCUGUGACAAGCAGCUACGUCAUCCUGUCGUUCCACACCCAGGAACCUUUUACCUCUGUCCCAGUGAGCUGUCAAGGCUUUCACAGUGGCCAGCACACCUUGCUCUUUAGGAUCAUAAAUGUCUUCUCCACUGUCAUGUUCCUGUUUGUCCUGGUCUCUCUGGUCUUCUUUUACUACAGCACCUCUCGCAGGGUGUUGCUGGCGCAGCAGAGGCAGCCGGCGUCCUCCAACUCCAUGAAGCUUGCAAAGUCACGCAGAAACAUGUUAGUCCUGGUCAGUGUCUUCUGCUUUUGCUUCGUCCCCUACCACCUGAUUUGCCUUCCCAAAGCUUUCCUGUGGAGGCAUUGUUCAUGGAGCAAGGUUUUCUACUACGGGAUGGAGCUGACCGUCGUAAUGUCUGUUCUCAACGUCUGCCUGGACCCAGUCAUCUACUUCAUCCUCUGCAAGGGGUUCAGAACCCAGCUUAGGCUGGGAGUGGUGCGUGGAAACUGAUAAUACCCGCUCAUAACAUUUUAACUGCCAUUAAUGUAAUA
Molecule: messenger RNA, 1130 nt
Organism: Sander lucioperca (pikeperch)
Lineage: Eukaryota; Metazoa; Chordata; Actinopteri; Perciformes; Percidae
Product: P2Y purinoceptor 14-like
Exons: 3
Coding region: 97-1089 (330 amino acids)
Biological process (GO): G protein-coupled receptor signaling pathway
Cellular component (GO): membrane
Molecular function (GO): G protein-coupled purinergic nucleotide receptor activity
Source: RefSeq, a predicted model, not a curated record